AUGUCUGACCAGGAGGCCCAGAAGGAGGUGAAAGAGGAAGUGAAGGAGAGAAAGGAGAGCGAGGAAACUGAAGAGAAGAAGGAAAGAGAAGAAAACAGCAGAGCCUCGACAGGCACAAGUACUCCCGAGCCCAAAGCCCAGGAGAACGGAGAGGAGACGCCCGGUACGCCCAAGGCCCUCACUCUACGGGAGCAGUUUAGGAACUUCAGCAAGUUCGGGGACACGAAGAGUGAUGGGAAGAUGAUCACACUGUCGCAGGCGGACAAGUGGUUCAAGCAAGCCAAGGUCAUCGACGGCAAGACCAUCACCACCACCGACACAGCCAUCACAUUCAACAGGUUCAAGACAAAGAAGAUUUCCUUCACAGACUUUGAGAAGUACUUGGACGAGAUUGCUAAGUCCAAGAAAUUGGAGGGAAAGGAUAUUAAAACGAAGUUGAAGGAGUGUGGAGCGCCUGGAACAUCAGGCACUACGAAUGUAGUGAAGAGCAGUGCCGUGGACCGCCUCACAGACACCAAGAAGUUCACUGGCUCUCACAAACUGCGCUUCGACUCAGCCGGGCGAGGGAAGGGGAUAUCUGGCCGCAAAGACACCCCAGACACUUCUGGCUACGUGGCUGGCUACAAGAAUAAGAACACCUACGACAAGAGCCAUUAAAAAAUGUAUCACAACUUCUAUCAAAAGCAUUACAACAUGGGCUGCUAAAAUAUCUUGGGUCGGAAGUUCUGGAAGGGCCAGGAUUCACCAAACAUUUUUCGUUUCCACUUACGAAGCCUCAACAUCUUUCCUUAAUCAAAGCGGUUUAACGAUAUUAUCCUUAACAAUAAUAACCUUGCUUCAAGAAUCCUCGCUGCCUUUCGAAGGUCGUAAAUUGUUUAAUUAAUACAGACUAAGUCGUCAUGAUCGAAGAAAGAUGAACAGGUUUCUUAAGCGUACACUUAAAUGCUUAGGGAAUUCUAACCUGCAAAUGGACAGGAUCUUCCUUAUACCUGUAAUGCAACACCAGCCACUGUUUUUCUCCUCUAAGAACAACGUUUCAUUUAUAUUUUUUCCAACACCGUCUUAAAACACAAGAAAACACACUGGUUUGUGAACUCUAUAUAUUAGUGUGACCAGUGUGUGUUCUGGCUCGUGUUCUGUGUAGUGUGGACGCCACAUUAAUCGGUUCUUGUACUUUAUGUAUAUAUUUAAAACAAUAAAUUCAGCAAAUUAUAAUGCAUUAAACUAGGUUUCUUGGUCAAUUUAUCAGCAUUGUAAGAGAAAUAUUUUCCAUAAGCAAUUAAUAAUAUAUUAGUGAAAAUUAUCUGUUUGGCUAGAAAAAUUCCCAUAAUGAGCCAUAAGGCAGUGGAUGAUUGUUAUUUUUAAAUUUUCCCUCGAUUUUAGAUUAUAACAAGAAAUAUUAGAACUAUUCAUAACAAAUUAUGUUCUUUCAAAAUACGUUUGUAGUGUUAUUUGGUCAAUUACCUUCGUUCUAAAUAUCGAUACAAUUUGGAUUACAUUAAUAUAUAUAUGUUUGAUUAAAGCGUCUUGAAUUUUAAAUUAACAAAAAACAUCUAUCAAGAUUAAUAUUAUUAUAUUUUUAUUAUCAUAUCAGGGUGUAACGGGUACAAAAUCACACUAUGUGUUAUGUUUAGCUAUGUAUGAAGGGCGUGUCACAGUUCCCAAAUAUAUUGUGAGGCGUUGUGCAGCUGGACUAGGCUGGUGGGCGAGAUGCUUAGGCAGUGAGCGAAGCCUCACUGAUUAGUCUCCUGGAGAGACAGCUACACAUGUGAACGCAGGUGAUGUGUUGCAUAUGUGUAAACUUGUGACUGACCGUUGUUGCACGUGUAAACCAGUGACUAGACUAGACUGAUGGCUCAGGUCUGCAUCAUGAGUGUGUUUAAAAGCUCACGCGGUAUGGUGAGUGUGCCCUUCUCCUGCUAGUAGCUCUGUGGGAUUUCAAACAACAUUUGCCAUUACAAGGUGCCUAUAUGUCAUUUUUCAAAGAUUUUCAUAAGCAUUAGUUUAGUGCAUGGAUAUGCUGUAUUUCAUAGUACUUAACUCCCCACCCCCACUCCCGUUACACUGUCACAUUCGUAUAAAUUAAACAGUAUUUUGCAAUACAGUAUAGAGCUAAGUUAAUUCAAAAUCCCACAUCGUUACAUAAUAUUGAGUGCGCCGUGUACAUUUUGUCGCACAUUGCCUUCAUGAACUCCUAGCUUCAAAACUGAAAAAGAAAGAAUUAUUUCUGUUCUCUAUCAGCCAUUAAGCUUGUGUGUGCGUGUGGAUAUUACAUUCUGUAAUUGUACUGUAGUUUUGAAACUGUGUUAUUAAAUUAAGUGUUCGAGCGACCUAGAUUUGUAAGGCUAAUAAAGUCCUAGUAUCUAAUUUUCUUUUACCAACUGUAAGUGUAUAUGUCUCAGAUCAUGAACAAUAUUAGUCAAAGCAAUCACUAUUUUUUUUCAAUAAGUAUUUUACCGUGAUGACAAAUAUUUAAAUACAGGAUUUUUGUCACAUAAGCCUUAUGUACAUGACUUAAUAUGCGUACCACAUUAUCCUCGUCGGAAAAAUCAAUAACGCAAUAGGGACUUUGAAAAUGCCCUGAAAAGUAAUUUAUGUUUAAAUGUAAUACUUUGGGCACUGCCCGGUACUGCUGUUCCACCUUACAAGCUUCAAGUGUCAAAUAUUGACCACCACAAACUCAAGUACAAGAACACCUGCUACUCUCCCCCUCCUGACACGGCAAUGGCUACUAACCCCACCCACGUCACAUAUGGUCCAAGAAGUUGCAAUGCCUUGGGAAGUCACAAACCGAUUUUCUAUUGGUUAUAGAAUUUCACUUAAUUUUAACCAUGUGUUUUUGCUUUUACAGGAGCAUUUCGGCACGGUGAAGUGACCAGUUAUAAAUAAUAAUAAUAAUUAUAUAGCGCAGAACAUAGGCUACUGAAGCUAUACUGUAGUUAUACUGGCAGCGUCACUGCCACUGAUCAUGCUUAGCUUUGUAUGAGAUCACUUGAUAAUCCACCUGCUUGGAACUCCUAGUAUAUACCGCACAAGUCUAGGAAGGAUAGUAGUGAAUGAUGGUCGAGUUUCUUGGUUAGGCCGUGUGGGAGCGUGAUUUCCAUCAUUCAUUGGCCGCUCUAGUAACAUUAACUUAACAGGAAAAAAGAGUAAUAACAUCAAUGAAAUUGUUAAUGAUAAUGAACAAUGCAAACAGAAAUGAAAUACAUAACAUAUCGUUUAGCGUUGUUAAGGAGAGAGAAAUGGCGAUAGUGAGUCAGCCGGCCGCACUCUACUAAACAAAAGCUAUCCUAACUAAAUCUAACUUAUCCUAAUAGAGUGCAUGAGCACAGAAAAAAAUGGUAUAUAGCGAAGAAAACCUGUCUAGUUUGUAUACGUCUACCUCAGUAGCCGUUUACUUAAAAGAUAUAUAAAAAUAAUAUAGUAAAUGGCAUCAGACUGACAAAGGCACAAAUAAAUCAGACAACCUCAGCUGGGACAGCCUAGCACACAAUAAACCAUUCCAGCAUGUCCAAAACUACUGUAUGUCAUCCCAGUUCUGGUAUUGUUUGCUAGACGUGUUAAAAUGAAUAGGAAAACACAAAGAUUGUGAUAUAUAUUUGAUCUCAUGACAUUUACUGCAUUUGAAACUAUAGCUCUAAUAUAUAUAUUAGUCAUUAACUGAGCCCAGUGUUGGUCAGUUAUAACGCGAUAGCUUCUGAUUUCCCAGGGCAACGGGUUGUCAAUAUUUUUACUUGCUGAGCUGAUUAUAAUAUUGUGUGUGGUAGAGGUGUAGGCUGGCGUGAUCUCCACCACAGCCGUUAUGUAUGAUAUUUUUGCACUCGGUCAUCACUGCCAGCUGUUUGUUUAGUCAGGUAAUAUUUUCAAUGUAAAACCUGUUGAAAAUUUGGAUUACAUGAAUAUAAGUGUAGCCAAUAAUGGACGUGUAAUAAAAAUUGUAAUCUCAA
This is a messenger RNA of Procambarus clarkii (red swamp crayfish), 3947 nucleotides long. The record is from RefSeq and is a predicted model, not a curated record. Lineage: Eukaryota; Metazoa; Arthropoda; Malacostraca; Decapoda; Cambaridae.